UUAGUAAACAUUGUUUUCGCUACUUUAAAAACUAUAUAUUUAAACGAUAAAAAAUGAGUUUUAGAAACUACAAGAGUAAAAUUGACGAAGGUGAUACAGUGAUCCUCUAUUUAAGUAAUAAUCUUCAUGCUAUAGAAGUCAAACCGGAAAUAAAAAAUAAAAAAGGUGAAAUGGUUGAGAAUGUUUACCAAACAACAUUUGGUGCUUUAAAGGUUAGAAAUCUUAUAGGAGUUGAUUACGGCAGUAGAGUAGAACUAUCAAAAGGCUGGGGGCAUGUAUUGCAACCUACACCAGAGUCAUGGUCUCUUACACUCCCACACCGGACUCAAAUUAUUUACACUCCUGACAUUAGCAUGAUAAUGUUACAGUUAGACUUGGUCCCAGGGAGCGUUGUUAUUGAAGCUGGUACUGGUAGUGGUUCUUUAACGCAUGCCCUGAUACGCCGCAUUCGGCCACACGGCCAUGUGUAUACAUUCGACUUUCAUGAUCACAGAGCAAAAGUUGCACAAGAAGAAUUUGAUGACCAUGGACUGGCAGAAUUUGUUACGGCACGACACAGAGAUGUGUUAGCAGAAGGUUUUGGAGAUGAACUCAGUGGAAAGGCAGAUGCAGUAUUUUUGGAUCUACCCAGCCCGUGGUCUGGAAUUCCUCAUGCUGUCGCUGCUAUAAAGAAUGAAGGAGGAAGGUUCUGCUCCUUUUCACCGUGCAUAGAGCAAGUUCAGAGAACUUGCUCGGCAUUGGAAAGUCAUGGUUUCCAAGACAUCAGCACUAUGGAAGUACUACAAACGGAAAUCAAAGUCACCAAAAGGACGGUACCUGUGAGAGAUCUUUCAUUCCUAAGACAUAAGAGUUCUGAAAGUCCAGUUGACGAGAAGCCAAACAGUGAGAAGAGCUUUGUAGUGGGGACGUGGCCGACCAGCACGCCGGGUCACACUGGUUACUUGACGGUCGCGACUUUACCCCCUGCUUUCAUACGAAAAAAGUGUAAUCAAGUUCAAGAAAGCUCCGAUCAAUUAAAAACAGUCGAUAACGGAGAAAAAGAUAAACCCAAUGGUGCUGAAGAAAUGUCGAUUGACGAAAACCAAUGACGUAUUAUUUUAUUAAUAAAUGAAUAAAUU
This is a messenger RNA of Vanessa atalanta (red admiral), 1118 nucleotides long. RefSeq names its product tRNA (adenine(58)-N(1))-methyltransferase catalytic subunit TRMT61A (gene Trmt61). Gene Ontology annotation, cellular component: tRNA (m1A) methyltransferase complex; nucleus. The transcript is spliced from 7 exons. The coding region runs from base 54 to 1088 and encodes 344 amino acids. Lineage: Eukaryota; Metazoa; Arthropoda; Insecta; Lepidoptera; Nymphalidae. Gene Ontology annotation, biological process: tRNA methylation. The record is from RefSeq and is a predicted model, not a curated record.